CUACAGGCACGGCAAAGUAUGAACGAGGAGACCCUGGAAGACAACUGACUUGAUUCCUAAAAUUUCAAAGAGAUGAAAAUGGAAACACUCUAAACUAACCAGUUUUCACAAAGACAGUAUCCUCGUCAGAUCCGUCCUUUCUGUAAUAUCUGGGCCCCAUUUAAUCCCCCAUUCCCGACUCUAACGGUGCUUUCCUUUCCUUGUCAUCCCCCAAUCUUUCCACACAUUAUUAUUAAACCCCCCAGCCACACCACCUAGUAUAAAACAUAGUUAUUGCAAAGGAGAUAAAGUUUCAAACUUUGUUGUGUCUAUUCAUUACAACUGCUUCAUGAAGACAAGAUCGCCUUACCCUGAAUGCAUGACCGAGCUCUAAUUGGAGUAAAUGAUCAAGAAUUAUGGAUAUCCGGGAAGAGAGUUCAAGAUUCGAGUCCUUACCCAGCAUGACACUGAGGAAUUUGUCAUCUUCCUCCUCAGCAUUCUAUUCUGCAAAUCAGUCACCGUUCUUCUCUCCAAGGUCACCAUCGUGUCAAUCUACACACUACGACAUUCCAUGUGAUGCAGUUUCUUCAGUUCCUGCAACCUGUGCAUCAAGUGACUUACAGAAGAUUGAUCCCAUUUCUUCCUCGACCGGGAUUUCCAAUAAUAAUCUCUCAAUUGGUGUUGAGCAUAAUAAUGAUCCAUAUUCUAGGCACAAAGAAAAAGACAGAAGGAUUGGGAGAAGCCAACCGACCUCUUUCACCCCAACUUCAACUUCAUUCGCCUCUAGCCGACUGAGGAGCUGUGAUGUGUACAUAGGUUUCCAUGGCCGUAAGCCUUUGAUGCUAAGAUUUACAAAUUGGCUCCGUGCUGAACUGGAAGUUCAAGGGCUGAGUUGCUUUGUAGCAGAUAGAGCUCGUUGCCGAAAUUCUCGAAAACAUAAUCUUGUUGAGAGGGCAAUGGAUGCUUGCACAUUUGGAGUUGUAAUCCUGACCAGAAAAUCAUUCAGGAAUCCGUAUACUAUUGAAGAGCUACGCUUCUUUUGUUAUAAAAAGAACUUGGUUCCAGUGUAUUUUGAUUUGGGCCCUGAUGAUUGUCUUGUUAGGGAUAUAAUUGAGAAAAGAGGGGAAAUGUGGGAGUUGCAUGGAGGAGAACUCUGGCUUCUCUAUGGUGGUUUGGAAAAGGAAUGGAAAGAAGCUGUGAAUGCGUUGUCUCGUGUUGAUGAUUGGAAACUUGAGGCUCAUGAUGGCAAGUGGAGGGAUUGCAUACUGAGGGCAGUCACUCUCUUGGCAUUGAGAUUGGGAAGGAGAAGUGUCGUUGACAGACUAAGCAAGUGGAGAGAAAAAGUAGAAAAAGAAGAGUUUCCUUUCCCUCGAAAUGAAAAUUUUGUUGGUAGGAAGAAAGAACUAUCUGAGCUGGAAUUCAUGCUCUUUGGUGAUGUUAGUGGCGAUGCAGAGAAAGAUUACUUUGAGUUCAAGGCCCGACCAAGGCGAAAAAAUUUGACCAUAGGUUGGGGCAGUAAUAGUUCAAUUGACAAAACUAGGAAGGAGCGGCAACCUGAGAGUAGCAAGAGGAAGGGAAAAGAACCAGUUGUCUGGAAGGAGUCUGAAAAAGAUAUAGAGAUGCAAUAUGAAGAAGUUCCUAAUACGCAUCACCAAGCAAGAAAAUCAAAAAAUACUAGGAAGAAUGGGAGGAGAAAGAGGUCAAUGAAAGUUGUGUAUGGCAAGGGAAUUGCCUGUGUGUCUGGGGAAUCCGGAAUUGGAAAGACAGAAUUGCUUCUUGAGUUUGCGUACAGAUUCCAGCAGAGGUACAAGAUGGUUUUAUGGAUCGGAGGACAAAGCAGAUACAUUCGUCAAAACUAUUUGAAUUUAUGGUCAUAUUUAGAAGUUGACAUUGGGGUUGAAAAUGGCUUGGAGAAAAGUAGGAUAAAAAGUUUCGAAGAGCAGGAAGAGGCUGCAAUAGCUAGGGUAAGGAAGGAGCUAAUGCGAAAUAUCCCUUUUCUGGUAGUGAUUGAUAAUUUGGAGAGCGAAAAGGACUGGUGGGAUCACAAACUAGUUAUGGAUGUACUUCCCCGCUUCGGUGGAGAGACCCAUGUUAUUAUAUCCACACGUCUCUCACAUGUGAUGAACCUGGAGCCUUUAAGGCUUUCUUACCUGUCAGGAGUUGAGGCAAUGUCUUUGAUGCAGGGAAGUGUAAAAGAUUAUCCAGUUGAAGAAGUCGAUGCUCUCCGCGUUAUUGAGGACAAACUUGGACGAUUGACUCUAGGUCUCGCGAUUGUUGGAGCUAUUCUGGCUGAACUUCCAAUAAAUCCAAGUAGGCUGUUGGACACAAUCAAUCGAGUGCCUUCAAGGGAAAUAACAUGGACCGGCAGAGAGUGUAGUUCAUUACGACGAAAUAACUUCCUCUUGCAACUCUUUGAGGUUUGUUUCUCAAUAUUUGACCAUGCAGAUGGACAAAGAAGCCUAGCAACCAGAAUGGUUUUUGCCAGUGGUUGGUUUGCACCGUCAGCUAUUCCUGGCUCUCUUUUAUCUGUAGCAGCUCACAAGUUGCCCGAAAAACACCAUCGCACCCGUUUAUGGAAAAAGGUUUUACAUUCUGUAACUUGUGGCUAUACCUCGUCUUAUGGUAGAAAAUCAGAAGCUGAUGCCAUUUCAUUGUUAAUAAGAUUUAAUAUUGGAAGAAGUUGUACAAAGGAAGGUUAUAUUCACUUUAACCAUCUUACCAAGCUUUAUGCUAGAAAGAGAGGAGUCAGUGGAUCUGCACUAGCCAUGGUACAAGCUGUAAUUAGCGGGGGUUCUAUAGUCCAGAAUGCAGAUCACAUAUGGGCGGCCUCUUUCUUACUCCUAGGAUUUGGUACUGAUCCAAUAGUAGUUGAACUUAAGGUGUCAGAAUUAGUGUUGCUUAUUAAAGAAGUGAUUUUACCGCUUGCCAUCAAGACUUUUGUUACAUAUUCACGGUGCAGUGCUGCUCUAGAACUCCUUCGUCUAUGUACAAAUGCGUUAGAAGCAGCAGAACAAGCAUUUGUCAUACCAGUUGAAAAGUGGUUAAAUAAAACCAUAUGUUGGAGACCUAUUCAAACAAAUGCUCAGUUAAAUCCUUAUCUUUGGCAGGAGCUUGCACUUUCAAGAGCUACUGUUUUAGAAAUUAGGGCUAAGCUAAUGCUUAAAGGGCGGCAGUUUGAUAUAGCGGAUGAUCUAAUUAGGAAGGCAAUUUUUGUUAGAACUUCAAUCUGCGGUGAGGAUCACCCAGACACAGUGUCUGCUCGUGAAACACUGAGCAAAGCUACCAGACUCCUGGCUAAUGUUCAAAAUCAUAGUUCAUCAUAGGUUCUAAAAUUUCUUCUAAGCAGAGUUCAGUUAGAUUUAUACGAACACAUGGGAAUAAUAGUGCUAUAACAUUUCAGCAGUUUUUUAUUUAUACUUUCUUUUACUAUAAUGAGAAACCAUAUUUCUACGUUCUAUCUGUUUUGGUUUAAAUCUAUAUCAAUUUCUAGUAUUGCCUGAAAUUCAAUUGUUUCCUUCAUUUUGUUUCAUUUGCAUUGUACUUACAUGACUUUUGUGAUGGUGUUACCUGGAUGUAUUAACGGGAUGCAAGGAGACCAAGUGAAGCGGCCUUCUUAAAACUAAAUUGUUGUCAUGGACUCAUGAUAUACCUAAUAUGCUGUAAACUACUACAUUUCAUUUCAGGAGUUAUAAGUUUGCGUAUAACUCCCCAUUUCUCUUACUGAUUCUGUUGUCUGGAAAUCACAAAUAUCUUUUAUUAUCUGCUGAAAUUAUGGAGGUGCUUACAAGGAUAAUUUUACAGAAGAAUAGAAGAUGCAGCUGUAAUCGCGCUUCUCCAAUAUCUGGUGAAACUAGGUGAAGUAUAUGGUUUGCCUAUUAUUGAUCUUACUCUUUGAUUUUGCAGUCCUUUGGUCACCAUUAUGCAAGACGACUUUGUUUUGUUUUUUGUUUUUUGUUUUUUAUUUUGUGCUGCCAUUAGUAUCUUUUUUGCAAUGGUUGGUGUAAUCAACAUUAUUGAUUUUGGUUUCACAUCCUUUUCUGGUCAAAAUUUUGAACUGCAGUUGUUCUUUAGGAUUUGAAAACGUUGCCAAGGUUCUGAAAUCCAGAAGCAAGUUCCAAUGUUAGCAGGAGCUCAUCUGUAUAUGGAUUGGAAAACACUGUCAAGGUUCUGAAGUCCAGAAGCAAGUUCCAAUGUUAACAGGAGCUCAUCUGUAUGAAGGAUUCUGGAGGAUAGAGUUUCUUCAAGGGCUAGCAUGUGUACACCCAGUUGCAUUAAGGAUUUUGAUAAAUGCUUAUGAUUUUAAUAUUAAGUUACGUGUUUAUUGCUCAAUAUGGAGCAUUAAUUGAGGAGACUUUUUAAGAGGACUGCAGGAGUGUCUUUCUGGGAAAAGAAAUUGUUUGUGGAAUAUGGGGUAGACAAGUUACCUUGUGCUCUGCUGCUCUAUACAGAACUGAGAGUAUAACAAAAACACUUGAUGUAUAGUCGGUCAAGUGAAUGUACCUGUAUUCUAUUAUUUUAUCAGGAAUGGGAUUAGGAUAUUAUGCAUGUCCGGUAUGAAAAGUGUUCUACCUUCACAAUAUGAAGAUAAAAAAAAAAGCCGGGUCGCACGACAGAAGAACACCCAACAUUCCUAUAUCUGAUCUAAAACUUCUACCUCAGGGAUUCAUUCGGAGGAUUUUCUGCACUUUAAACUAAAGAUGGAAAACAAGAAAUCAUUGAGACGUACAUAAGAUUUGGCUCCUGAUGGUUUAUUUGGUCUGGGUUUAGGAAAAAUAUGAGUUCCAAGCAUUUUGUGUAAUGAAGGUUACACUGCAAAUUCUUUCUCCAUGUGUUUUCGAUGAUACAGAAAUGGGAAGAUCAAUUUUGGGGAUAAAGGCAGCCUUGACCAGGAAGAGAACCUGUUUAAUAUGGAGAAAUUGCAGCAAGUGGUAAAUGUUCAAAGUUCACUUUGAUAUGGUGUAUAUUUAGGGCGUGGCCUUAAACUAUAGACUUGUUGUGAUCUAUAUUUUUGGAUCUUAGAAUCUACCUUUUAUUCUUGAAUGGGUUUUCGAGCAACAUUUUGGUCAAUUCUGGUCCUAUCAAUUUAAACUAGAGCUCAACCACACCACACCAAUUUGAGAAUAAAUUCUCCAUCCUUUUCCUUUAUUUUACAGUCCUCAUAAAAAAUAAGAAAUCAUUUAUUUUUUUGAAAUUUACAAAAAUACCCAUGUUUUUGAACUUAUUUUCAAUGAUACGGUAUGAGGUUACAACACUGGUUGAAAGCGGUUGCUUUUGAGGUUGCAAGAAUUGCAAACGAAGUUGCGUACAUGGUUGCACCAUAGUUUUGCAACUUGGGUAUAUUUGGAAAAUGCCCUUUUUUUUCCAAUCUUCCUCCACCUUUGAUCUUAUAUAUCACUUUUUAUACCAUUCUUCACAUACGAACCUUAAGGUCUUAGGAGCGGCGCCUUAGGUACAAGGUAUGAUUAUUAAUCCUUUCUUCGUCUUUACAAGUAGAGUCAUGUAUGUGAACUAACAAUAAAUAUUCCAUAUAAUAUGUGGGAUGGAUGAAACUAAUGUUUAUGAUUUCAGCUUUGUGUUAUUUAAUGGUGAGAAUUUAAUAGUAGCAGCAUACUGCAAGUCUCAGCUGCACUCCAGGUGGGACCUUCAUUUUUGUGCUUGUAAGAAUACAAGUAUAUGAUGCCCAUGAGGAUUUAGAACCAAUCAAGCAUUUAAUAGUAGCUUCUUAGACGUAGUAUCUUUUACCAAAGUGACAAAAUAAUAUAUCUGUCAUGUAAAUUUGUAGAAUUGCAGGGGAUGAAAAAUCUCGGGAUAAUAGAUAGAGCUUUGUUUUCUUAAAUAUGAUUAUUAACUCAUAGGAUGUUUUGACGAACUCAGGUUGAAUCCAACUCUCAGCAUUUACUGUUGUUGCAAGUAAGGAACUCCACAUAUAAGCUUCCAGGACCCGGGUAGUCGCUUACGACAAGGUGAAUCAGGUUAUGACCCAUUCCAGACUUUUUUAUUGCUCUAUUUAGGUUCCAAGUCCUCCAAAAGGUAUGUUCAUCUUUAAAAAUAAAUCUAAUGCUUCAUGCCUGGCAGAUACUGAAGGCUUGAAGCAUAAGCUUACAACCAAGCUAUCUGUUCAUUGUGAUGGUAUUGUUACCGACUGGGAGAUACUUAAAUUCUAGCUAUAUACAUCUGUCUUCGUGCGUUACUGUAUCAGCAUAUGCAAUAGUUUUCAAUGUUUAGGUAGGAGUAUGCCUGGGUGGGUUGUGGAGAGUUGGCUUUAAGACAUCCCAAAGGUAACGGUAGUUUGAGCUACGAAGUAUACUUGCCAACUAGUUGCUCGUGUUACCCUCGUCUGAACUCAUGGAUACCACAAGAUUUAUGGAUCUGUAAUAUGAGGAGUUUCUUGAAAGUGCGAGUCGAUAAAGGUCUGGAAACUGUUGGUUGGACAUAUAGAACAUCCUCCACGAACUGUUGCAAGUUUUAGACCGUUAGAAGUGUUGGGCCGCGCUGGGCCGUGAGGCCCGUGAUCGAGCACGUACAGAUUGUUUGUGUGGACAAAUUUUCUUUUAUCUGGGUUUAGGUCCUUUAGGAUAUCCGGGUUUGCAAAUACAUCUCAACUUUAAAAAUACAUAGAAUUAUAACGCUUAUACUGGAUCUCGACAAACAUGCAGAGAAUCAUAUCAGCUAGACUGGAUCUCAGUUCUAACCAUAUAGGGAAUCAUGACAGUUAUUUCAAAAUUUGAGUAAUUUUAUUUAUUUAAUUAGCAAUGUGUCCCUGACAAAAAAAAUAAUAAAUAAAAAAAAUUAGCAAUGUGUCAUUCAUGCUUUAAAAAUUCUACAUCACCAAAAAUUACAAGUCUUACAUCAUAUUAAUUUUUUCAAUUCGCAAGUUCACAAAAUUUAAGACAAAACAUCAGUUGUAAAUUUUAAUAACAAAUAUUAGUAUAAAAAAACAUCCUAGUUAUGACCCACAUAUAGUUCACACACAAGAUCAAUAACCAAGGACCCAAUGACUACAGUAUAUAUUCACAUUAAUCACUGUUACAUAAUAUGCCUGCCUACCAGCAUUUUCUUAAUUAUCUGAGCGGUAUCCUCCAACAAACACAAAAUAUAUACAGAAGCAACCAUAUAGCAAACUUCUCAAGGAAACAUCAUGAACACAACACAGACACCGUUAAGUAUCACUUGCCUCGCUUCUGAGCUGCUAUUGAUCCUAACAUCAUCAAAGGAUGUAAAGAGGAAAAAAAACGAAAAAUUGGUCCCUAAAAGUAUCUGUGACUAUCCAUUUGCUUCCUUGUGUGUCGUCUUUUCUUUUCCUGUUUUCUCGAAUAUAAAUGCACAGCGCCUGGGAAGACACUUGCAAUAGACAAGGAAAAGUAUUUAUAAACAAAAUUACCUAACUACAGAAUAAAGCUGCAAGCACUAAAGUGUACAGAAGACUGCUAGAGAAACAGAACUAAACCCCAAUCUUCCAAUAUCUUCAAUUCUAGUACCUCCACUUUUAAUGAUUAAUAUCCAAUCUGGUAAGCCCAAUUAAGCUAUGCAUCAGUGGUGGCAUCGAAAAUCAUUUCCUGCAUUAGAAGCAAGCAGGAGCUGAUAUUGGUAAUUGGUAUCAUUCUGACUAGCGAUAAUAUCAGGUCAACAAGCAUGUUCUAGUUAUUUAUAAUAGAAAUGUAAACCUGAUCACACACGGGGCAUGUGUCACUUCUUUCCAACCAUUCAAGAAUACAUGCAAGGUGAAAAUGAUGCUCGCAUUUUGUGAUGAUUUUUGGAUUUUCUGCAUCAUACUCUGAAAUGAAGGCAGAGUAUUAAUAAGGUUUACAGUAUUGGUCCAAACACAAUAAACAUCGAUAUAGUAUCCAUAAAAUUAUACGAGCUCAAAUAUGCUAUUGGUGUCAUGCCAUUUUCCAUUACCUUCAAGACAAGUAGGACAACAUUCCUCCUCCUCCAGCACCAAAGGUUCAUUAGACUUCUUGAGUUCACCAGAUUUUUGAAGUUCAUCUUCCCCUUCUUUUGACGAGUCGAGAACGGUGUCAGACUGUACUUUAAUAUCACUUUUAUUUGAGAUAUUAGGUGUUGAUUCAUGACUGAUCCCGUUGUUACUUUCUUCAACAGACUGAUUGGCUGAUGCAGUAUGGGGCCGUCCUAAAUUUGCAUCAUAUGGUAUAGGUGCCGGUGGUGGCCUGUAAGUGUCUGGAAUUGAAGUUUCAAGGUUUGGAUCAACUAAGAACCCCGUAGAGAGCACAGUGGAUGUGCCAGUAUGGGAGGACAAAGGCUGAUGCUCCUCUGACACUCUUGGAUACUG
Molecule: messenger RNA, 8269 nt
Organism: Daucus carota subsp. sativus
Lineage: Eukaryota; Viridiplantae; Streptophyta; Magnoliopsida; Apiales; Apiaceae
Exons: 8
Coding region: 396-3302 (968 amino acids)
Biological process (GO): recombinational repair; signal transduction
Molecular function (GO): ADP binding; ATP hydrolysis activity
Source: RefSeq, a predicted model, not a curated record